Messenger RNA from Chlorocebus sabaeus (green monkey), 7517 nucleotides. The record is from RefSeq and is a predicted model, not a curated record. Lineage: Eukaryota; Metazoa; Chordata; Mammalia; Primates; Cercopithecidae.
GCCUCGGUUGUCAAACAUGGCUGAAGCGCUGCCGCUGCCGCUACUGCCGCUGCAGGGAAAAUGCUGAGCCCUCUCGGGCCGGGUGGGCGGCGGCGGCGAGGGCGGCGACGGGGACCCGCUUCCCGAGCGCGGCGGCGGCCAUGGCCCGGCUGGCUGACUACUUCAUCGUGGUAGGAUAUGACCACGAGAAGCCAGAUCUAGAACUCCUUGAAGAAAAAAGAGGCAGCAUACCUUCCUUUAUGGAAGGACCUUGUGAUAAUAUCAUGGGGUCAGGAGAAGGUCUGGGGAAAAUAAUCCAGAGAUUUCCACAGAAGGACUGGGAUGAUACACCUUUUCCACAGGGAAUUGAGUUGUUUUGUCAGCCUGGCGGGUGGCAACUGUCCAGAGAGAGGAAGCAGCCAACGUUCUUUGUGGUUGUCCUGACAGAUAUUGACUCAGAUCGACAUUACUGCUCAUGCCUGACCUUCUAUGAGGCAGAGAUUAAUCUUCAGGGAACGAAGAAGGAAGAGAUUGAAGGUGAAGCAGAAGUGUCUGGUUUAAUUCAGCCUGCAGAAGUGUUUGCUCCCAAAAGCCUGGUGUUGGUAUCCAGAUUAUAUUAUCCAGAAAUUUUUAGGGCUUGCCUGGGUUUGAUCUAUACCGUGUAUGUGGACAGCCUGAAUGUCUCCUUGGAAAGUCUAAUUGCUAACCUUUGUGCCUGCCUUGUCCCAGCGGCUGGAGGGUCUCAGAAGCUGUUUUCUUUGGGUGCAGGAGAUAGACAGCUGAUCCAGACUCCUUUACAUGAUAGCCUUCCUGUCACGGGCACUAGUGUGGCUCUCCUGUUCCAGCAAUUGGGAAUUCAAAAUGUCCUCAGCCUCUUUUGUGCAGUCCUCACAGAAAAUAAGGUUCUCUUCCAUUCUGCAAGUUUCCAGAGACUUAGCGAUGCUUGUAGAGCCCUGGAAUCUUUAAUGUUUCCUCUUAAAUAUAGUUAUCCUUAUAUCCCUAUUCUCCCGGCUCAGCUACUGGAAGUUCUGAGUUCCCCAACACCUUUCAUUAUUGGAGUACAUUCUAUCUUUAAAACUGAUAUCCACGAACUUUUAGAUGUAAUCAUAGCAGAUUUGGAUGGAGGCACUAUUAAAAUUCCUGAAUGUAUUCACCUCUCUUCUCUCCCAGAACCACUUCUACAUCAGACGCAAUCAGCUCUUUCUUUGAUUUUACACCCAGAUUUGGAAGUAGCAGAUCAUGCUUUUCCUCCUCCACGAACAGCUUUAUCCCACUCAAAAAUGCUGGAUAAAGAGGUGCGAGCAGUUUUCCUUAGAUUAUUUGCACAACUCUUCCAAGGAUAUAGAUCCUGCCUGCAACUUAUAAGAAUUCAUGCAGAGCCAGUAAUACAUUUCCACAAAACAGCAUUCUUGGGGCAGCGUGGUUUGGUCGAGAAUGAUUUCCUCACUAAAGUACUCAAUGGAAUGGCAUUUGCAGGUUUUGUUUCAGAAAGAGGUCCUCCUUAUAGAUCUUGUGAUCUCUUUGAUGAGUUGGUAGCCUUUGAAGUAGAGAGAAUUAAAGUUGAAGAAAAUAGCCCAGUGAAGAUGAUAAAGCAUGUCAGAGAACUUGCCGAGCAACUAUUCAAAAAUGAGAAUCCAAACCCUCAUAUGGCAUUCCAGAAAGUUCCGCGGCCAACAGAAGGAUCCCACUUGCGAGUUCAUAUUCUUCCUUUCCCAAAGAUUAAUGAAGCCCGGGUUCAGGAAUUAAUACAGGAAAACCUUGCUAAGAACCAGAAUGCACCUCCUGCCACAAGAGUAGAAAAGAAAUGUGUUGUGCCAGCUGGUCCACCUGUUGUUUCGAUAAUGGACAAGGUGACGACAGUUUUCAACAGUGCACAGAGACUAGAAGUUGUCAGAAACUGCAUCUCAUUCAUAUUUGAAAAUAAAAUUUUGGAAACUGAAAAGACCCUUCCUGCUGCACUCAGAGCCCUUAAAGGAAAGGCAGCAAGACAGUGUCUCACUGAUGAAUUGGGUUUGCAUGUCCAGCAAAACCGAGCAAUAUUAGACCAUCAACAGUUUGACUACAUAAUAAGGAUGAUGAAUUGUACUCUACAGGAUUGUUCAAGUUUAGAAGAAUAUAACAUUGCCGCAGCAUUACUCCCUUUGACCAGUGCUUUCUAUAGGAAACUUGCCCCUGGAGUCAGCCAGUUUGCUUAUACAUGUGUACAAGACCACCCCAUUUGGACAAAUCAGCAGUUUUGGGAGACAACCUUUUACAAUGCAGUGCAGGAACAGGUUCGCUCCCUUUAUCUCUCAGCCAAGGAAGACAAUCAUGCCCCGCAUCUGAAGCAAAAGGAUAAGCUUCCUGAUAACCAAUAUCAGGAGAAGACAGCAAUGGACCUGGCAGCUGAGCAACUACGCCUUUGGCCUACCCUGAGCAAGUUAACUCAGCAAGAGCUAGUGCAACAUGAGGAAAGCACUGUCUUUAGUCAGGCCAUUCACUUUGCAAACCUCAUGGUGAACCUGCUAGUUCCACUCGACACAAGUAAAAACAAGCUCCUAAGAACAUCAGCACCAGGUGACUGGGAGAGCGGAAGCAACAGCAUUGUCACAAACAGUAUUGCAGGAAGUGUAGCUGAGAGCUAUGAUACAGAGAGUGGGUUUGAAGAUUCAGAGAAUAAUGACAUUGCCAAUUCUGUUGUGCGAUUCAUUACCCGAUUUAUUGACAAAGUUUGUACAGAGAGUGGAGUUACUCAGGAUCACAUCAAGAGCCUUCAUUGCAUGAUACCAGGAAUUGUAGCUAUGCACAUUGAGACCCUGGAAGCAGUACAUCGAGAAAGCAGAAGACUUCCGCCUAUUCAGAAGCCCAAGAUUCUUAGACCUGCUCUGCUGCCAGGAGAAGAAAUUGUCUGUGAGGGUCUUCGAGUCUUACUGGAUCCUGAUGGAAGAGAAGAAGCUACUGGAGGUCUUCUUGGAGGCCCUCAGCUCCUGCCAGCAGAAGGAGCCUUGUUCCUCACCACAUACAGAAUUCUCUUCAGAGGAACCCCCCAUGAUCAGUUAGUGGGUGAGCAGACAGUUGUGCGGAGCUUUCCCAUUGCCUCCAUCACCAAGGAGAAGAAGAUUACAAUGCAGAACCAGCUACAGCAGAACAUGCAAGAAGGACUGCAGAUCACAUCAGCAUCUUUUCAGUUGAUUAAGGUAGCAUUUGAUGAAGAAGUCAGUCCAGAACUGGUAGAGAUCUUUAAGAAACAGCUGAUGAAGUUCCGUUAUCCUCAGUCCAUUUUCAGCACCUUUGCUUUUGCUGCUGGACAGACUACCCCACAAAUAAUUUUACCAAAACAGAAGGAAAAGAACACUUCUUUUCGUACCUUCUCAAAAACAAUUGUGAAAGGUGCCAAAAGGGCAGGGAAAAUGACAAUUGGACGGCAAUAUUUACUGAAGAAGAAGACAGGGACAAUUGUGGAAGAAAGAGUAAAUCGUCCUGGAUGGAAUGAAGAUGAUGAUGUAUCUGUUUCAGAUGAGAGUGAGCUCCCCACAAGUACCACCCUGAAGGCCUCCGAGAAGUCUACAAUGGAACAGUUGGUGGAAAAGGCUUGUUUCAGAGACUAUCAGCGUUUAGGUUUAGGAACCAUAAGUGGCAGCUCUUCCCGUUCAAGACCCGAGUAUUUUCGAAUUACUGCCUCCAACAGGAUGUAUUCACUCUGCCGGAGCUAUCCUGGCCUUUUAGUUGUACCUCAAGCUGUACAGGACAGUAGUUUACCGAGAGUAGCUCGCUGCUAUCGACACAAUCGCCUGCCUGUUGUAUGUUGGAAGAACUCAAGAAGUGGUACUCUGCUCCUCCGAUCUGGAGGAUUCCAUGGGAAGGGAGUCGUUGGUCUUUUCAAAUCUCAAAACUCCCCUCAGGCCGCUCCUACCUCCUCUUUAGAGUCUUCCAGUAGCAUAGAACAAGAGAAAUACUUGCAAGCCUUACUGAAUGCUGUUUCUGUCCAUCAGAAACUCAGAGGCAACAGCACUCUUACUGUCAGACCAGCCUUUGCUCUAUCUCCAGGGACUGAAAGGAGGACUUCAAGAAUGUCCACUGUGCUUAAGCAGGUAGUGCCAGGACAUUUGGAUGUAAACCCAUCCAAUAGCUUUGCUCGAGGAGGUGUGUGGGCAAGUCUUCGCUCUAGCACUCGCUUGAUCAGCUCUCCAACAUCCUUCAUUGAUGUUGGCGCCCGGCUGGCCGGCAAGGACCAUUCGGCCUCCUUCAGUAACAGCACCUACCUACAAAACCAGCUCUUGAAACGGCAAGCAGCCCUUUACAUAUUUGGUGAAAAGUCGCAACUAAGGAACUUCAAGGUAGAAUUUGCUUUAAAUUGUGAGUUUGUUCCUGUUGAAUUUCAUGAAAUCCGGCAAGUGAAAGCCAGUUUUAAGAAGCUGAUGAGGGCUUGUAUCCCAAGCACCAUCCCUACUGACUCAGAAGUGACCUUCCUGAAAGCGCUGGGAGAUUCUGAGUGGCUCCCACAGCUUCACAGGAUAAUGCAGCUGGCUGUGGUUGUAUCAGAAGUACUUGAAAAUGGUUCCUCAGUUUUGGUCUGUUUGGAGGAAGGCUGGGACAUCACUGCACAAGUGACAUCCCUGGUUCAGUUACUCAGUGAUCCCUUUUAUAGGACACUUGAAGGCUUCCGGAUGUUGGUUGAAAAAGAGUGGCUCUCUUUUGGUCACAAAUUCAGUCAGCGGAGCAGCUUGACCCUCAACUGUCAGGGGAGUGGUUUUGCUCCAGUCUUCUUACAGUUCUUAGACUGUGUACACCAGGUUCACAACCAGUAUCCAACUGAGUUUGAAUUCAAUCUCUAUUACUUAAAGUUCUUGGCUUUCCACUAUGUGUCUAAUCGCUUUAAAACAUUUCUCCUGGAUUCAGACUAUGAAAGAUUAGAGCACGGAACUUUAUUUGAUGAUAAAGGAGAAAAGCAUGCCAAAAAGGGAAUCUGUAUUUGGGAGUGUAUUGACAGAAUGCACAAGAGGAGUCCCAUUUUCUUUAAUUAUUUAUAUUCACCAUUGGAAAUAGAGGCUCUAAAGCCCAAUGUAAAUGUCUCCAGCCUCAAGAAGUGGGAUUACUACAUAGAAGAGACCCUGUCCACAGGCCCUUCCUAUGACUGGAUGAUGCUAACCCCCAAGCAUUUCCCCUCCGAAGACUCUGACCUGGCUGGAGAAGCUGGGCCGCGGAGCCAGAGGAGAACAGUGUGGCCGUGCUAUGAUGAUGUCAGCUGUACUCAGCCCGAUGCUCUCACCAGCCUUUUCAGUGAAAUUGAAAAAUUGGAGCACAAAUUGAACCAAGCCCCUGAGAAGUGGCAGCAGCUGUGGGAAAGAGUAACCGUGGACCUUAAAGAAGAACCAAGAACAGAUCGCUCCCAAAGACACCUGUCGAGGUCCCCAGGAAUUGUGUCUACCAACCUACCUUCCUAUCAGAAGAGGUCUCUGCUACAUCUCCCAGACAGCAGCAUGGGGGAGGAACAGAAUUCCAGCAUCUCCCCAUCCAAUGGAGUGGAGCGAAGAGCAGCCACGCUCUAUAGCCAGUAUACAUCCAAGAAUGAGGAAAACAGGUCCUUUGAGGGAACACUUUAUAAAAGAGGGGCUUUGCUGAAAGGUUGGAAGCCCCGUUGGUUUGUUUUGGAUGUAACAAAACAUCAGCUGCGAUACUAUGACUCAGGUGAGGACACGAGCUGUAAAGGCCACAUUGAUCUGGCUGAAGUAGAAAUGGUCAUCCCUGCUGGCCCCAGCAUGGGAGCCCCGAAGCACACAAGUGACAAGGCUUUCUUUGAUCUUAAGACCAGCAAACGUGUGUAUAACUUCUGCGCCCAGGAUGGACAGAGUGCCCAGCAAUGGAUGGACAGGAUCCAGAGCUGUAUCUCUGAUGCCUGAUGCCUAUGGUCAACCUAUGCCGAAGAAAUAGAGGAACUCAUGCUGCCAGAUAGAAAAAAAAAAGCAUGGAUCCUUGAGGAGCUAACGACACGUUAUCCCAGGGCCUGAGGUUCUCCUGCCCAGUCCCUUCUUGCAGGGGUUGCUAUAUCUACUUAACCUGAAUAGAUGUUUCACACAGGUCUGGUCAAUAGCCCCAUGCACUCCCUAUAUCUUGCACUACAUUUUUCUAACAGGGUCUUAGUGGUUAAUGAUCAGAAGAUGUCUCCUGAGCCAACUGUGAACCUCACCCAGGCAAAAUGGCUACCACCUACUUGGGUCCUUCAUGAAAGCUAUAGAUCCUUUUUUGUUCUCCAGGGUCAUAAUUUGCUUGGAGACCUGUUUAACAAGCAAAAAUCAAAACCCUCCAAGAUUGUCUCAUAUUCUACCUAGACUAGGUUUCCUAUGAGAGGCAUCUACUUGUACUGCCUGACCUUUGAGAUGCUCAGUUCUCUGGUGCUGCCAAAAGGUGCUUCCAUGGUCCCUUCUCUGCCAUUGGGGUUCACAACAAGAGAUGUCAUUGUUCAGUAGCAGGCAAAGAGGGAGCACACAGCAUUAUUCUGAUGGAAAAAGAUUAUCCAGGGAAUGGUACAACAAUGACCAGCCCAAUGCAGGAAAACACUACUUCCAAAACAUUAAAUUCUCUAUCCAAAACAUUGAAUUCUCUAGACCAGAGGUGCUCUGAGGAUCCAGGGCCUUGUGUUCUUAUGUAUCUUCUGCUUCCUGACAGUUUCUUUUUCAAAAUAACAUGCAAAAAAAGCUGAAUGCACUAACUCACAAAACAAACACUUGCACUGAACUCCCAAUGAAGUGAAGAUGUUGGAAAGACAGAGGCCAGCUAUUUAGGACCACACACACCUGUGACAAGGGCUGUGUUGACCACAGUCACACUGUGGCAUGACUGGAUACCCAAACUACACUUCUCCACAUGAAAAGUAAGAACUGUCUUUAGAUUUUCUUUACUUUCAUAACUUGUGUUUGUUUAGCUUAAGACCCAAGAAAUGCUGUUUGCUCAUGGUAAACAGAAACAGCAUCUUUGCUACAGCCACUGACACCAGCUGGCGUCAUAGGUAGCUAGAUCAUUGCAUUUGUUUUGAAAUGUUAAUAUGUUAAAUACUAAACUAAUAUUUCAAAAAUGUGUAUAUAUGAUUUCUAUAUCCUUGUUUUUCAGAUAGCCUGCUUAUAAUUUAAUAUAAAUUAACUGAUGCAUUCAUAAGAUUUCAAUAAUGAAAUGGUUCCCUUUUUUAAAAAUAAAAAUACAUUGUCUUUGUAGAUUAAAAAUAAGUCAGAAUUUCAAAUUUAAAAUUGUCUACACACUAGGAAAUAGAACUGUGUUAAUAUAUAAGAAAUUCGGGGAUAAUUAAGAAUGAAAGACUUUUCUAUCAUUUCCAUUUUAUAAAUUGCCACCUGUGAAAAUGGUUUUUGCACAUUAUUUGUAUUUUUCUUUGUAUAUGAAAUAAUUUUUUGUACUUUGUAAAAUAUGGAGCCCAUUGUACCUUCAGCUAUUUGAGACUAUACACAGUGCUUCUUUUGUAACUGGACUAUUUUAACUUUCAUGAAGGCAUUACAUUGCCUCACAUUCACUAACCACCUUGAAUUAAAUUUAUUUCUUAAGAAAAAGCA